AUGGCACAAACACCUGCAGCCACAGCCUCGUCCUCCCCGCGCCAAAAUUCCAGCCUUUCUCAAUUCCCUCCAACUUCUCUCGAUGCGAGUACUUUUGGCGGUCUCAGCGCCCAUUGGGCUUCCGGGGGUAUGGGUGUGGACGAGACUGACUCCUCCUCCACCUCCACCCUUCAUCCUACCUACGCCCUCCUCAGUGCUCCCGCCACUAUUCCUAACCAGAGCCCGCAAUUCUUUCCCAAACUGGCCGACCAUCAACUGGCUACCUCCACGCCCGCUAACGGCAAUAAUUAUUUUACUGCCAUGGACGUCGGAGGCGAAUACUACUCACCACAGCCACCGUCAUCGUCCACAGCCUUCAACCAGUUGCCUCCUCAAACAGAACAGAGCAGACAGUUGACUGAUCUCGAUAGCGCCAAUAAGGGAUCUUCCCGCUCUACUGGGGGUGUCAGUUUGCCCGGCUUCACUAGUCCUGAGUCGGCCUUCUAUCAAUAUCAGAAUCGUAUGGAGGGACAGCUAUGUCAAAUAUGCGGUGAACUUGCUGCUGGCUUUCAUCACGGUGCCUAUGUCUGCGAGGCCUGCAAGUCCACCACCACCGGCUGUCACGCUGCCAAAAAGCGUCUAGACAGACGUCUGGACCUCGUAUUCAGUGUUUAUUUGUAUGCUUGUAAGUUCUUCAUGCGUCACUCGCUUGCCAAUGGACGGUCUACGACCACUUGUCCCUCGGGUGGCAAUUGUGUCAUCGCCAAGAGCAGUCGUGGACGGUGUCAACAAUGUCGCUACAAAAAGUGCCUCGAGGUCGGCAUGAGUCUUAAAGAUAUGGAUGCUCAAGGCGAGUUGGACAUCUCCAAUAUUCCAUGUCGGGUCUGCGGUGGACGCUCCUCCGGCUUCCACUUUGGUGCUCUCACCUGUGAAGGCUGCAAGGGCUUUUUUCGACGAACAGAGGAGUCAGCGUCGAGAUUGGUAUGCGUCGGUGGGAAGGACAACUGCACAAUCACCCCACGUAGCCGCAAUGUCUGCAAGGCCUGCAGAUUCCGUCGGUGCCUUCGUGCCGGCAUGUCCAAACGCGGAAGUCGGAUAGGACGUCAACCGAACGCCGUCAAAUUCCAUUGUGCCAUUGAGAUUCGCCAGCUAAAGGACAGUGGACAACCGCUGGCAAGUGAUUUCACACCUCUACCACGCAAACACAGCUCCGUUCCAACACUGGCCUCCUCCUCCGCUUCGCCCUCGUCCUCUUCGCAAACGACCGUGCCUGUCGGAGGUGGUGUGGUGGAGCUUCCACAGCGCAGGGCUUCAGCAGGAGCUUGCGACAUGGCCGCCUAUACUGGGUCAAUGCUUCCACGGCGCAAAGCCUCAGCUCCUGUGAAAAUGGAGACUACGUCUGUACCACAGAUGCCUAUCACACCAGUCACUGUCUCCGCCCCCUCCUCAUCAUCAUCGUCAGCGGCGGCAGCUGCUGCGGCAGCAGCAGCAGCGGCGGCGGCAGCAGUGGCUGGAGUGGUGGGGACGGAUGAGGAGAUUCUGGUGGAUGGACUAAAUUGGUUCAAUUACGGAAUGCGCAUGGCCAUGGAGUUCAUGCGACUUCCAGCCACGGUAUCUUCGUCCUCAUCUUCCACCUCAGCCUCCUCAACCAUUUCUGCAUGCCUCUUUUAUCAACAGUACUUCAAAUCUCGCUUCGACAUGAGCACCAUCGAGCCGUCACAGGCUGACGAUGAACACCAGGUAUGGGAUCACGUGAUGAACCACUUCCAUCUUCACUCUCAACAAGUCGUCCAAUUCGCUAAGCUGAUUCCAGCAAAUGGCCACGAAGGGAUUAGCAUGUAUUACCUCCAAAAAGUGCAAAAGCUCAUCCCCUACUUGAACACAAAACAAUUUCUUGACUUCAAAGGUUUCAAUCAGAUGAGUUUGUCCGCCAGAGGUCAUUUGGUGCGAGCAAGCCUUUACUCCGAGGUUUUGCUAAUGCUGUCGCGUGAUUACGACGCUGCUGAGGAUCGUUACAACUUCUUGGACUUCUCUCCCACCGAACGUGAUAUCGUUCUGCGCCACUUCCCCAUCUACAACAGGGUCGUUGAACAUCUCAAAAUCUCAGGUCGAUUUUUCCAACAGCUCAAUCUAACUCACACAGAAUUCGUCUACGUCUGCGCCAUCGGGAUUCUUAGAUACUACUAUAUUCUCGCUAAUCCAGCUUACACGGACGCGAGGAAGUUAUUGCUCCUGGCCAGGCACUCCCUUCUCGCAACUAUGCGCUCACAAAACGAGUCUCAGGAACUGGUUGACCAUAAGUGGAGCCGUCUAGAAGCCAUGAGUGAGAUGCUUUCAUCGAUGAGUAGGGAGUAUCGAGAAAUCGCACAACAAUUGCAAAGAUCUCGACCAGAUUUGCGCUAUCCAGACCUCUACGUGGAGAUGUAUGAAAUCGGGGAAAGUGCUUUCGCGCCACACUCUCUUAUGACUGUUUCCGCACUGACGGCUCAGUCCACGACCGAUGCCACAAACUUGACACAUUUUCCAUCGGCUUCCACGUUGAUUCAGCAGCCAGCUGCUAUGCGUCCGUCAGUUCCACAUGGUGUCUCCCCCCCUUCUACAGCACACUGGCCAAUCGCGUCGGGUAGCAUUAAACCAGAGGAUCCCGUGUGGUCCAUUCAAGAUCGCUGGAAUGACACCGCCCCCGCUAUCUCGUCAGCCAAUCCCUACCAAAUCUCCAACUUUCUAGACUCCACCCACCCGCCCACGCAACCAUCCGGCACCUUUCCCGUUGCUGUGACCGCUGUUGGACGAUUCAAACCCAUUGCAUUGUGGGACCGAGGAAAAGCAUUGAAGGCCAUGCGGAACCUCAUGGUGAGAGAGGCCAGCCUAGUCUUGACCGGAUGGUCUUCGUUGUACGCGACUUUUGCGUGA
This is a messenger RNA of Echinococcus granulosus, 2892 nucleotides long. RefSeq names its product Protein embryonic gonad. The record is from RefSeq and is a predicted model, not a curated record. The transcript is spliced from 12 exons. Gene Ontology annotation, molecular function: DNA-binding transcription factor activity; zinc ion binding; sequence-specific DNA binding. The coding region runs from base 1 to 2892 and encodes 963 amino acids. Lineage: Eukaryota; Metazoa; Platyhelminthes; Cestoda; Cyclophyllidea; Taeniidae. Gene Ontology annotation, biological process: regulation of DNA-templated transcription.